UGCCUUGAUAAUCAUCCAAGCUUCGAUUUGCUUGUUGUAUGUUGUUAUCAACCCAGAUCUGCUCAAUAAGGCCAUUUAAAGCUUCUCGCAUCUUCCCAGCUCUAGCUCUCGUGAUUGGACCUCCUGGAAUGUGUAAUGGAUCUCUUGAUGUGCAUUAUCUUUGGCCCAAAGAGUUUGUGAUACACACAGAUCAUGAAUCAUUGAAGCACUUGAAAGGUCAACAUAAAUUGAACAAGAGGCAUGCACGAUGGAUGGAGUUCAUCGAGAUGUUUCCAUAUGUCAUUUGGUAUAAGCAAGGUAAGGAGAAUGUGGUUGUGGAUGCACUUUCUCGCAGGUUUAAUCCAUUAACUCCAUUGGAUUUAUCUCCUUUAUUGAUGUCUGACCGUGCUAAUUUAGAUGGCAAAAGGAAAGCUGAUUUUGUGAGGCAGAUCCAUGAGAAGGCAAGACUUAACAUUGAGCAAAGAACAAAGCAAUAUGCAAAGCAAGCCAACAAGGGGCGUUCUAAGCUGGUCUUCGAACCUAGAGAUUGGGUUUGGUUGCACAUGAGGAAAGAAAGAUUCCCAGCCCAAAGGUGUUUCAAAUUGCUUCUAAGAGGAGAUGGUCUUUUCCAAGUCUUAGAGCGCAUCAUCAAUAAUGCUUACAAACUAGAUUUACCAGGUGAGUACAAUGUUAGUGCUACUUUCAAUGUUACUGAUUCGAGUCCUUUUGAUGCAGUAGACGAUUUGAGGACAAAUCCUUUUCAAGAGGAGGGAAUGAUGUAAAUCCAGGUUUGACUUGAAAGGAUGCAAUUCAAGUUCCCAUUGGACCAGUUACGAGGGCUUGAGCUAAAAAGUUCAAGAAAGCGCUUAAUGGGCU
This is a messenger RNA of Rubroshorea leprosula, 855 nucleotides long. Lineage: Eukaryota; Viridiplantae; Streptophyta; Magnoliopsida; Malvales; Dipterocarpaceae. The record is from the annotation of a GenBank genome assembly.